Molecule: messenger RNA, 1047 nt
Organism: Bufo gargarizans (Asiatic toad)
Lineage: Eukaryota; Metazoa; Chordata; Amphibia; Anura; Bufonidae
Gene: GEMIN8
Product: gem nuclear organelle associated protein 8
Exons: 4
Coding region: 148-846 (232 amino acids)
Biological process (GO): spliceosomal snRNP assembly
Cellular component (GO): SMN complex
Source: RefSeq, a predicted model, not a curated record
GAUCACAUGGUUAUGACGUCAUGAAAGGUCCUUUAGCCACCAGCAGUUAGCAUCCUCGGGGCAUGGAGGAGUCUGUGGGUACAGUUUGCAUCUCUCUGGCGCACGGCUGCUAAGGUUCCUGACAACUGAUUAAAGAAUUCAUUAAAAAUGGCAAACAUACAUCUUCCAGUAUCUGAGCCUUGGUAUGCUGGACGGGUGUAUUCCAGGUACUGGAAGCAUUACAGUCAAGCAAUGCACUGGCUGUACAGGCAUAAGAGAGCAUACAGAGUGGCGGUGGCAUCUAUGUGUUAUCCCCCAUGGUACCUGGCCGAAGCCUUUCAGAAUUCUCGUUAUGCGGAAUGGGAAGGGGGCGAGUCCUCUUAUCAAUCCUUCUAUGCCAGGCCACAGAAACGAGCUGUGCAGCCACGCAGGGAUCGCCCCUGUUUAAAGGUCUCCUGUUCUAAAGAUGAGGUAACUGAAAUGGAACAAGAAGAGGACGUGUCCACUGAUUCUGAUGAGGAAGGAAUAGAAUGUGACAUGAGCAACAUGGAGAUCACAGAGGAGCUGCGCCAAUACUUUGCAGAGACUGAGAGACAUCGAGAAGAGCUAAAGAGACAGCAACAACUUGAGGACGAAAUGCAUGAGCAGUACGUAGAUGCCGGCCAUGAUCUGCACAUCCCCACUAAAAGAUCAACCCAGCCCCCUUCUGAAAGACCCGGAGAAAGGCGUCGGAUAGAGAUGAAGAAACUCUAUGGAGAAGAUGCCCCUCAAAUCCAAGCCAUGGAAACUGCAAUGCAACUCAACUUUGAUAGACACUGUGAUAAAAAACAACCUAAGUACUGGCCGAUCAUCCCAUUAAAGUUAUAAGGCUCCGAUGGGAACAUAUAACUGUAUGUAGCGGUGAUGGUAGAAACCACAGCUGUACUGCUGGGGGUUCAGCAAUAGAUUUUGUGUCCAGUGUUACUCUCUUUUAUACUGGACAUUUGAACUGUAAAUAUGGCUUACAGUCUACCAUACUUUUCAUGUAUGAACUUAUUUGAACAUGCAAAUAAAUAUAGAUUGAAAUUA